Molecule: messenger RNA, 2727 nt
Organism: Andrographis paniculata
Lineage: Eukaryota; Viridiplantae; Streptophyta; Magnoliopsida; Lamiales; Acanthaceae
Exons: 4
Coding region: 1102-2295 (397 amino acids)
Source: RefSeq, a predicted model, not a curated record
CCGCAUGUAUAAAAACAGCCGCCGCCGAGUGCAAAAUAGAUCAUUAUCCGAUCACACAUCCGGGAUUUUAUUUCUUUAUUAUUAUUAUUAUUAUUAUUAUUAUUAUUAUUUUCGCAUUACUUUGUCGAUUAAUUUCUUGAAAAAUUCCAUUCCAGUUUCUUUGAUUGAAUUCUAGUUCUAGUUCUGGUUCUACUUCUUUAAGCACUUUGUGUAGUCUAUUAUUUCACUCCAGCCGGGUAUUGCUUUUCUAAAUUCAAUUUUCAUUUUUGUUGAUUUCGUUUCUCUAAUGUUUAUUUCAUUUAGAUCAUCGUUGUUUCAUAUUAAACCAGAUGCGAUUUCGAAUCCUCUUUUGAAAAAUCGAAAAACCUUUAGGGUUUUCAGUUGAUUCAAUCGGAAUAGUGUUGGAAGAUGAUAAAGGAUAACAAGGACCACAUUGACAAGUGUAUACAUAUUAGUAGCUACUUGCAGUUGGUUAGAAAUCUGUCAGAGUUUAUUGUAAAUUAGUUUUUUGGUUCUAUUCAUCUCCAUGUAUAUAUUUCUCAACCCCUAAUUUACAAUACACAGAAAAUUCCAGAAUCUGUAUUCCUCGUUGCUCUGCCAUUCCUCUUCUUCCCCUUUUAUUUUCUUCAUGGUAUCAGAGGUAUUCCCUACCUGUUAAUUGCUCAUGGAUACUUCUUCAAAACCAGAGAAUCGAAACAUCUCUGGAACUUUGGCCACUUUCCUUCCCAAGGCCUUGUUGCUACAAUCUGGAGAUCAUCCCAGCUUUUCUCUGUCCUCCAUUCCUUUGAAUGGCAAUAACUACAUCACUUGGUCUCGAACUAUCCGAUGCCAUGGUUAGAGCUUAGAUCAGAAACUCAAUAGCUCCAGAUCUUCAAGAUGCCUUUGUAUUCGCGCCAACAGCUAAGGAACUUUGGGAUAAUUUGACAUAAAAGUUUGGCCAAUACAACUUUUCCCUCAUUUUUCAGUUGCAGAAGAGUAUUACUGCAUCAUCUCAAGGAGGAGAUACAAUUUCUGCCUAUUACACCAAACUGCAGAAACUAUGGGAUGAACUAACAGCCAUUGAUCCUCCAACUGGCUGCUCAUGUGGGACCCCUGCCAACCAUGAGUCGCGCCUACGCUAUCCUUUUGCAAGUGGAAAAACAGAAGGAGCUGCAGAUUUCGGCAAUGGAGUUUGCCAAUCAGAACGUAAAUGCAACUGAAGUAAAAAAAAUUGCCCUCAAUAAAAUAUUUGGAGACAAGAAGAGGCAAGUGCAGGACAAAAGAAAUGUCACAUGUGAGUACUGCAAACGAAGAGGUCAUAUCAAGGAUACUUGCUUUAAGCUCCAUAGAGUCCCAUCCUGGUAUAAGGAAAUGCAAAACAUUGGAGCUCUGGUUCGAUCAGAAUUGCAAAAGCUUCUUGGAAAGACACCAGACACCCCUGUUGAGUUCACCAACCUGGCCAUCGAAUUUGCAGUCAUCAAUAUGAACCGCCACUCGGACUCGGACUCAGACUCAGGCUCAGUCACAGUCAGUGUCUCUCAGGAUUCAUCAUCGCCACCACCACCACCCUCAACAGCAGAUGGGCACCCAUACGUUGAUUUUGCCAUGGAAGGGGUGGCAGCAAGUAUAAAGCUACUGUUGAAGCUAGUGGAGGAUCAGAAAGGGGCGUGCGACAAAGAGGGAAAGCACAGGGGCAAAGCAAGUCUGAGACUGAGAGUGAGAGCGGCCACAAUGGUGAGCAUAGCGGAUCACGUCAGAAGCAGAAUCCGUCUCGCACUGGGGCUGCAGGGCAAUGACGAUGAUCCUGUUGAUCAAGCCGCCAUGAGGAGAGAGCUGAGUGCAAGCCUGGCGGCGCAGCAAAGCCUCGAGGCCAUGUGCAGCAGCUUGGGGAAAGAAAAGGAGAUUAUGGCCGCGGAGCUGUCGAGGAAGGUGCAAGAACUGCACGGAAUGGAGGAGCUUCUUGGCGACCUCAGGCAGCAGAACGAGGCCUUGCUGCGGAAAGUGAAUCCUCCUCCUCCUCCUCCUCCACCGCAGCCUCAGCUGGAGGAGGAGGUAUCGUGGCUAAAGGAGCGGAACAAGGCCCUGUGGGGGCAGGCGUUGAAGUCCCUUGAAGGGUGCCGGGCCAUGAAGAGGAAGGUGAAGGCCGUGCAGGAAGAGAACGCAGAAUUGCAGGCUGCAAUGGAUCGGAUGCUGCUUGCUGCCCAACCAACAUUCAAAUUCCGUCACAAGGAUUCACCAGAAUUGCAGGCUGCAAUGGAUCGGAUGCUGCUCGCUGCCCAACCAACAUUCAAAUUCCGUCACAAGGACUCACCGUAGUGCAGGUGGUGGUACGUACGUGCUACUCUAUAUGUCCAGUCCAGGUCUCUCUCACAGCACCCACCCAUCAUGCUUAUGCUUGGCGGGCCUGGGAUAUAAUCAUAAUAAUAAGAGUGGGGAAUCCUUUCCUUUCCUUUCCUACUAAAAAACUUAACCAACAGACACGGCGCGAGCGAGAGCAAGAGCAAGAGCCUUCCUUCAUUCAUUUCCCCUAUAGGCGCUAUAGUUGUGUUUCACUAUGCGGACAGGCAGGCAUGCAUGUAUGUAUGUAUGUAUAACAACAGAGAGAAUGCGAGGGUAAUAAGGAGUCUUUACAGCUACACCAAAUAAUACAUUAAAAACACAAACCACCAGCUGUUGAGGGACUUCCUUCCUUCCUUCUGUACACAAAACCAAAGCCUAUGCCAGCCAGCUUCCUCCUCCUCUUUCCCA